Molecule: messenger RNA, 1329 nt
Organism: Dioscorea cayenensis subsp. rotundata (Guinea yam)
Lineage: Eukaryota; Viridiplantae; Streptophyta; Magnoliopsida; Dioscoreales; Dioscoreaceae
Product: homeotic protein knotted-1-like
Exons: 5
Coding region: 183-1169 (328 amino acids)
Biological process (GO): regulation of DNA-templated transcription
Cellular component (GO): nucleus
Molecular function (GO): DNA binding; DNA-binding transcription factor activity, RNA polymerase II-specific
Source: RefSeq, a predicted model, not a curated record
GGAAAAGAAAGCCACCAGACAUGGCUUUCACCUUUCCUCUUCUCUCUCUAGGUCUUCAACCUAUAUGGCUUCCUCCUUCUUCUGCUCCACCUCUCUAAGCCCAACCUAACCCUAACCCUAACCCUACUCUUCUACCUUCUUCUUCUUCUUCUCCUUUGAGUUUUUUCUUUACCUUUCCUUUCAUGGAAGAGUUCUCUCUCUUAGGAGGCUUCAUGUGCCCACCAUCAUCAUCUUCAACUCCAGCUCAACCCUUGAUGAAUAUGCAUCCUCAUCAUCCUCAUCAUCAUCACCACCACCACCAUCAUAAUACUAACCCUAACUCCAUCAUGAAACCAGAAGCUUCAAGUUCAGCACAGCAAGAUGGUACAACAAGAGACAAUGAAAUCAAGGCGAAGAUCAUCUCUCACCCUCAGUACUCAGCUCUUCUCUCUGCCUACCUUGAUUGCCAAAAGGUUGGUGCUCCUGCUGAUAUUGUUGCCAAGAUGGAGGAGAAGCUACGUACUGUUUCUUCUUGCCGCCAUGAUACUUCCACUCCUACCAUCUCUGAUCCAGAGCUUGAUCAGUUCAUGGAAGCAUACUGUGAUAUGUUAGGGAAGUAUAAGGAUGAAAUCUCAAGGCCAAUACAAGAAGCCAUGGAUUUCCUCAAACGAGCUGAGUCACAACUCAACUCCAUCACUAAUGGCACUGUUUCUUGCAUCUUCUCUCAUGAUGACAAAUGUGAUGGAGUUGGCUCCUCUGAUGAUGAUCAAGAUGGCAGUGGAGGAGAAGCAGAGCCGCCCGAGAUCGAUCCCCGAGCUGAAGAGAAAGAACUCAAGCACCAUCUCUUAAGGAAGUACAGCGGCUACCUUAGCAGCCUACGGCAAGAAUUAUCGAAAAAGAAGAAGAAAGGGAAGCUGCCGAAAGAAGCCAGACAGAAACUUCUUAGUUGGUGGGAACUACACUACAAAUGGCCGUAUCCAUCGGAAACCGAAAAGGUGGCAUUGGCAGAAUCAACCGGACUUGAUCAAAAACAGAUUAAUAACUGGUUUAUCAACCAAAGGAAGAGGCAUUGGAAGCCAUCAGAAGACAUGCAAUUCGUCGUCAUGGAUGGUUAUCAUCCACAGAAUGCUGCUGCUUUCUACAUGGAAGGACAAUUCAUGGGCGAUGGCCCUUAUCGACUCGGUCCCUGAUCGAUCUCAAUGUAUGUAUUUAUGUAUGUAUGCUUGCGUGCACCAUUAUCGCAAUUCUCCUAUAAUUCUUAGUUCUGUUUAUCCUUUGUCAUCACUACUGUUUCUAAGUGUAAUUAGAAAAUGUUAUUUAUAUAUUUCAUGUAAUUUUAACUUAUUAUUA